CGUUCGUUCAGAAAUGCCGUUCAUCACGCUUUAAGUUCUAAAUUUGAGAACGUGAGACAGCUGAAGCCUGUUCAGGAAGAAGCACUGAUGCAGUUUAUUCGCCGAAAGGACGUAUUUUGUGUCCUUCCUACUGGUUGUGGGAAAUCGUUGAUUUUUCAACUGGUCCCGUUGGUGUGUGCGUAUUUACACAAUGAAAAGUUUAAUUAUCCUGAGAAACCCAUACUGUUGGUGAUAUGCCCUCUCAGUGCCCUGGUGGAGUCACACAUCCAAGAGCUUGCCAACUAUGGUAUUUUGUCGUGCUACCUUGGGGAUGAUGGCCUCAUGGAGAAAGAAAUUUGACAGCAUUCUAUUGUAUUUACCAGUCCUGAACUCACUGUUCGUGAGGAAAGGUGGCGAAAAUUGCUGCAAUCGCAAGAGUUUCAAGACAACCUUUUUGGUUUAGUCACAGAUGAGGCUCAUGUUGUUCCAAAAUGGUAA
This is a messenger RNA of Porites evermanni, 477 nucleotides long. The record is from the annotation of a GenBank genome assembly. NCBI's taxonomy places the organism in Eukaryota, Metazoa, Cnidaria, Anthozoa, Scleractinia, Poritidae.